Messenger RNA from Mustela erminea (ermine), 2214 nucleotides. It is a transcript of the gene RMDN3, whose product is annotated as regulator of microtubule dynamics 3. NCBI's taxonomy places the organism in Eukaryota, Metazoa, Chordata, Mammalia, Carnivora, Mustelidae. The coding region runs from base 139 to 1596 and encodes 485 amino acids. Gene Ontology annotation, cellular component: cytoplasm; mitotic spindle pole; spindle microtubule. Gene Ontology annotation, molecular function: microtubule binding. The record is from RefSeq and is a predicted model, not a curated record. The transcript has 14 exons.
AACAGCGCGCGGGUCUGCUGGCGCGGCUUGAUGAUGUCACGCUCAUUGACAGCGUGAGCAGCGGCCGUGAAGGCUGCUAGCUUGGUUGUGAGCGGUCGGUAAGGGUCUGAGCUGGUCUGGGGCCGGGCCAGGUGCAGCAUGUCUAGGCUGGGGGUCUUGGGCGGCGCCCAAGCCGGGUUGGGACUGUUGCUGGGCACCGCCGCGGGCCUUGGAUUCCUGUGUGCGCUUUACAGCCAGCGGUGGAAGCGGACCCGGCGCCAUGGCCACAGUCAAAGCCUACCUAACUCCCUGGGCUACACGCAGACCUCAGAGCCAGGACGCCAGGUGAGGCCUUUGCGGGCAGGCCCCAGGGAGGCUGGAGAUGCUGCGGAGCUGGUCAGCCUUCCGCGGGAAGGGCAGGAGGAGGUGCUGGAGCGCCUGGACUUCGUGCUGACCGGGCUGGCGGCCCUGCGGCGCGAGGUAGAGGAGCUGCGGAGCAGCCUGCAGGGCCUGGCCGGCCAGAUCGUUGGGGAGGUCCGAUCCCACAUGGAAGAGAGCCAGAGAGUGGCUCGGCGGCGAAGGUUCCCGUUUGCCCGGGAGAGGAGUGACUCUACUGGGUCCAGCUCUGUCUACUUCACAGCCACCUCGGGAGCCACAUUCACAGAUGCUGAGAGUGAAGGCGGUUAUACCACAGCCAAUGCUGAGUCUGACUAUGAGCGGGACUCUGACAGAGAAAGUGAUGAUGGGGAAGAUGAAGUGAGCUGUGAGACUGUGAAGAUCGGGAGAAGGGACUCUCUGGACCUGGAGCUGGAGGUGGCGUCAGGCCCAGUGGCCGGAGCCCUGGAUGCUGCAGGCUCCCCGGGCCUGGAGGAUGUGCUGCCCCUCCUGCAGCAGGCGGAUGAGCUGCACCAGGGCAGUGAGCAGGACAGGCGGGAGGGCUUCCAGCUGCUGCUCAACAACAAGCUGGCGUAUGGAAGCCGGCAGGACUUUCUCUGGCGCCUGGCCCGGGCCUAUAGUGACAUGUGUGAGCUCACUGAAGAGGUGAGCGAGAAGAAGUCAUAUGCCCUAAAUGGAAAAGAAGAAGCGGAGGCUGCCCUGGAGAAGGGGGAUGAGAAUGCUGAAUGUCACCAGUGGGGGAAACUUGUGGAGACUUGGACAGAGACACUGCCUAAAUGGUACGCGGUGCUCUGUGGUCAGCUGGCUGAGCAUGAGAGCAUCCAGAGGCGCAUCCAGAGUGGCUUUAGCUUCAAGGAGCAUGUGGACAAAGCCAUCGCUCUCCAGCCAGAAAACCCUAUGGCUCACUUUCUCCUCGGCAGGUGGUGCUACCAGGUCUCUCACCUGAGCUGGCUAGAAAAAAAAACUGCUGCAGCUUUGUUUGAAAGCCCUCUCAGCGCCACUGUGCAGGAUGCCCUCCAAAGCUUCCUGAAGGCUGAAGAACUACAGCCAGGAUUUUCUAAAGCAGGGAGGGUAUAUAUUUCCAAGUGCUACAGAGAACUAGGAAAAAACUCUGAAGCUAGACAAUGGAUGAAGUUAGCCCUGGAGCUGCCAGAUGUCACCAAUGAGGAUUCGGCUUUCCAGAAGGACUUGGAAGAAUUGGAAAUAAUUUUAAGAGAAUAAUUGCAUUUCAGUGGCCUUGAUGACUUGAGGGAGAAUGCCCUGCUUAGAUCAUCAGGAAUCUAAGACUGCUUAAGUGAUGGUCCUGACUCCUGGGUCUGACUGGUAUCCAUAACCAUUCCUCAGUUUCUUUCCCACUGCCCACUGGUUAAUUUAUUCUAAUCCCUUAUUUUAUCUGAAAUUGGGGAAGUACUUAAGGCCUGGAUUUCUAUAGUUGUCUUAAGUGAAUUCUUGAAAAAUCAAGAUAUAUAUAGCACUGACGGCUGCCUUCAGCCUACUGCUGAGGUGGGUGAACUUCAAAAAGCUCUAAGAACAAAACACAGAACUUGUACUCACUAAUCUUUUCUAUUAAUAUUUAAAACCAAAUUAUAUCGUUCUUAUACCCUAUCAGGGUAAAAGGAAAGGUCAGGGCAGCCCAUGGAUACUGCCUUCUUCUUAUCUAUCAUGUGGAUUCUAACUGUAUUCCUGGGCUGAGGAGCUAGACCACUUCACUUACAGAGUCCUGGUAGCUUUUGGAAGGACACCAGUGCAUAAGGCUUAUGAAACUGUGAAACAAUGAUCUUAAAGAGUUGCCUGGAAUAUAUUUUGGUAUAAACCUGAAAUAAACCAAAUUUGACUAUA